Molecule: messenger RNA, 960 nt
Organism: Marasmius oreades (fairy-ring Marasmius)
Lineage: Eukaryota; Fungi; Basidiomycota; Agaricomycetes; Agaricales; Marasmiaceae
Exons: 5
Coding region: 1-960 (319 amino acids)
Biological process (GO): cell surface receptor signaling pathway
Source: RefSeq, a predicted model, not a curated record
AUGUCUAUUGAGAAAGAGCCUGUAAACGCAGGCGAAUGGACUGCAGAGGAUACGGAUCUACGAGCAACCUCCUACGAUGGGAGACCAAAAGUUGAAAAAAAGUCUUUGCUAUCCAAAAACCGAGCAUCCACAGCAACAGAUGUUUCCGUCACCGUCCUUAAAUCUCUGCGGGAGAUAGCGCAGGCUUCGGGAAUGAUACCAUAUGUCGGUCUUGCUGCUGCAUUAGCCUUGGAAAUUGUUACCGCUGCUCAGGCUGCAAAGGACAACAAAGACUCCUUCAAACAACUGGUCUAUGAUACUUGCUCGCUCGUGGCGAACAUCUCCGCUGUCUGCAAACAACUUAUGCAAUCCGAAGGUCAAAAACUAUCACCCAUGUUAAAUGAACACCUGAAGAUGCUCAAAGACACUCUGGCUGAGAUUAAAGUCUUCGCUGAGAAGCGUGCUGAAAAAAUGUACUGGAGGCGUUUCUUGUCCGCAAGAUCGGACACUGACAGAAUACGAGAGUUUCGAGAACGACUUCGCCAGGCCCUGGACGUGUUCGGAGUUCAAUCCCACAUAACUGUUCGUGAAUCAGUGGUGCGCAUGGCCAGCCGUCAACAGACAUUUCAUGACGAUUUGAAAGAACACUUCAUUCCUCGACAAGAAAGCCCUGAACCAUACUCUUCAGAGACUCCGAAAAGUAGAAAUCCUUUCACAUCGGUCGCACCUUCCACGAACAACCAUACCGCCUCCUCAGCACCUAGCUUUGAUGAUGCAUUCAAAGAUAUGGAUAUGUUGUCUUUCGCGACUAUCAGGGGAUCUGUAACGGUUAACAACAUCAGUGGUAAUAGUCAUAUUACCGUGAAUAGCCAACCGAAGUUUCGGUCCAAAAAUGUUGGGAACGUCUUUCAUACAACGACGGUCAAUUCGAACAAUACUUUCCUCGUAAACGGAGGAGGCCGCCGCCAACAAUUCUACUAA